Messenger RNA from Astyanax mexicanus (Mexican tetra), 1533 nucleotides. Its product is annotated as protein OSCP1-like. Gene Ontology annotation, cellular component: cytoplasm; plasma membrane. NCBI's taxonomy places the organism in Eukaryota, Metazoa, Chordata, Actinopteri, Characiformes, Acestrorhamphidae. Bases 69 to 1247 code for a protein of 392 amino acids. The record is from RefSeq and is a predicted model, not a curated record. The transcript has 11 exons. Gene Ontology annotation, biological process: transport.
UCCAGGUGAGUCUGAGAGCGGCGCCCCCUGCUGGCCGUUCCGCCGCUCUGCAGCGCUCCUGCUCCGCCAUGUCUCUGAGAACACUCCCGCUGCUGGUUCUGAACAUGGGCGGAGAAAUGCUGUAUAUUCUGGACCAGCGGCUCCGAGCCCAGCACGAAACAGACGAUAAAACCCAGAGAGGAGGUUGGUCAGAAGAUGACAGAAAAAGAGUGCUGAAUGAUAUAGUGCGCUCCAUGUUCAGUAAGGCGUUUAUGGAGGAGCUGAUGAAGCCGCAGGAUCUGUACUCUCAGCGAGCUCUGCGCUGUGUGCUAACACGGCUAGCUCACACCUCCAUCAUGAGACUCAACCCUGCCAGCAUGGACAGACUGUAUGAUCUGAUGAUGAUGGCGUUUAAGUAUCAGCUCCUGCUCUGUCCUCGACCCCGAGACCUGCUGCUCAUCACCUGUAACCACGUGGACGCGGUGAGGGACAUGGUGAAGGACAGUCCCUGCCUCAUCAACCAGAUCAAUGAUGCACAGAGACAGAUCCUGGAGAUGUAUACUCCUUUAUCAGACGGUGAGCUGCAGUUCAUAAGGCAGACCCUCCUCUCUCUGUUUCAGGACGUUCACGUCAGGGUGUCAAUCUUCCUGAAAGAGAAGAUUCAGAACCCAGAUGGCCGUUUUGUUUUACCGACCUCAGGUCCUGUUCCUCACGGCUCAGACGUCCCCGGAUUAAUCAGGUGGUUUAACAGCAGGGGCAGGGAGGUGAGGAGGCGAGAGUUCCCGAGUGGAGGAUGUUACUGCAGCUCGUUGAGGGAGGGCUCGUUUGAUGUAGCUGGAGACAGAGUGACGCGUCUUGGCACAAACAUGUACUGCACUACUUCAUCUGAAGACACUCGCACCUCAGACUCCUCCAAGAACACCUGUAAAACCAAACAACAGGCGAGCGUGGAUCCGAACCCUCUGGCUAAGGAGGAGCUGAACCUGCUGGCGAAGCUGAUGGGGGGGAUGGAGGUGUGGAAUCUGGCGAGUGCAGAUGGAGGAGUGAAAGUGAAUCUGUUCCUCUCAGAGCAGGAGGAGGACGACGGGGGGAUCUCUUCGGGCGGAGAUGAGCCAGCAUUUGGUGUCAUAAAUAUUCAGGCAACACAGGAUCAUCAGGUGAACACUGAGUUAACUCGUAUUGCGGAGGAGUUGUUGGUGCAGCAGGAUCAGCCUGAACUACCAAGUAACAAAGGGGACGACCUGCUCGCCAUGAUGGACGAACUCUAAAGAAAAAACAAAUAGAGCUCUGGAAAAAAUAAGAGAGCACUUAAACAUGACGAGUUUCUUUGAUUUUAUCAAAUUAAAAACCUCUGAAAUAUAAUCAAGAGGAAGAUGGAUGAUCACAAGCCAUCAAACCACCAAACUGAACUGCUUGAAUUUUUGCACCAGGAGUAAAGCAGCAUAAAGUUAUCCAAAAGCAGUGUGUAAGACUGGUGGAGGAGAACAUGAUGCCAAGAUGCAUGAAAAUUGUGAUUAAAACCAGGGUUAUUCCACUAAAUAUUGAUUUCUGAAC